Messenger RNA from Daldinia loculata, 1095 nucleotides. RefSeq names its product salicylate hydroxylase. Gene Ontology annotation, biological process: secondary metabolite biosynthetic process. The record is from RefSeq and is a predicted model, not a curated record. The transcript has 5 exons. Lineage: Eukaryota; Fungi; Ascomycota; Sordariomycetes; Xylariales; Hypoxylaceae. The coding region runs from base 1 to 1095 and encodes 364 amino acids.
AUGUCUAUCUGGACAGCAUAUUCCCUUGGCCGAUAUAUUCAAAGCAAGAUCAGUAACUUAAAAGGCCUGGCUGGAGCCGCAUUGGCGAACGCUCUUGUCCGCGUUCCCCAAGUAGAUUUCCAUGUCUUUGAAUCAGCACCCACAUUCUCGGAACGUGGCGCGGCAGUAGGGCUUGCUAAGAAUGCUCAGCUAGCCCUGGACCAGAUCCUUCCUUCAGGCACGGAUGUUCUCGACAAAGCAGGAACGGUGCCCAUGAACUCCUCCCGAAUUAUUUUGGGCUCAGGACCCGAGGAGGGAACUAUCGUCUUCGACCUUGCCGCGGAUGAUCCUGGAAUGAAUGUUCACCGAGCUUCUCUCCUCUGUGAACUUCUCACCCCGUUACCAAAAGAAGCCCUGCAUCCUAAUAAGAAACUCACAACCAUCAACCCUAAUGAAUCCGGUGUUGAAAUAAGUUUUCAAGAUGACACAGUCUAUCAAUUCGAUGCAGUGAUUGGCGCAGACGGCAUAUUCAGCACGGUUCGGGAACAUGUCCUUCAGGGCGUUAAAGCAAAGUCAAUUCUAGGUGAGAAAUACCUUGAGGUUGACCGGCAGUACGGUUGGGUCGGAGAUGGGGCAUUCAUCAUGCAUGACAUCCUAGAAAACGGAACUAUGGUCCAGUGUGUGGUAUCAGGUAUUGAAAAAGAUCCCUCGACAAGUCGAGACAGAAAGCGCCCGCUCACACAAGACGUGUUGAGAGACUCAUUGAGUAGCUGGCUGGGUGGCCCAAUUGCAGACGGUAUGAUUAGUGUAAGUUCCGGAGCAGGAUUAGCCAUUGAAGACGCGAUGGUCCUUGGAACCCUUUUCGCCAACAUUUCAUCCCCAAGUGACAUUAACGCUGCGUUCGAAGCGUACGAUCUGUUAAGGCGCCCUCGGUGCCAGCGAGUCAUCGACUCCAGCCGUGAGACGGGCCAGAUACUCUGUGGACAGGUAGAUCUCCAUGCGAAUGAGUUGAGGGGGUUACUCGCGCCAAGAUGGAAUUUCAUUUUCGAGCUGGACAUGGAAUCUCACAAGCGUGAAGCGGUAGAUAAGUUGAGGGAUAUUCAGCAGAAGUCAUAG